AUGGUAAUUCUCUCGUGCAACGUGCAGGACACACAUACUACCAACUGGCAAAGGAACAAGCGUUUAGCAGCUUCACAAAUGCCCUUUCUGCCGCUGCCCCAGCUCUGGGGCCAGCGCGUCAGCAGGCGUAAAGCUGGAGGCACCUGGCGUGGGAGUGGGCGUGGGCACCUCAGACCGCCAACCCGCUGCAAGCAUCUCCAACCGUUUUCUUCCUCCUUCACUGUGUUCACGCCUCAGAGCUCACCACCAGGUCCUAAAAAGGGAGCUCACUCAGUGGGUCUGAUGUGGCGGAUGCUGGCCAGGGAAGUUCUGCGCAUGCGUGGCACCAUUUGCCGAGAACACCCAUGGAUGGUCAUGCCUGAUCUCUACUUCUACAGAGAUCCUGAAGAGAUUGAAAAGGAAGAGCAGACCGCUGCUGAAAAGGCUGUGACCAAGGAGGAAUUUCAGGGUGAAUGGACGGCUCCAGCUCCUGAGUUCACUGCUACUCAGCCUGAAGUCGCAGACUGGUCGGAAGGCAUGCAGGUGCCCUCGAUGCCUACUCAGCAGUUCCCUACUGAAAACUGGAGCGCCCAGCCGGCCACUGAAGACUGGUCUGCAGCUCCCACUGCUCAGGCCACUGAAUGGGUAGGAACAACCACUGAGUGGUCUUAAGCUGCUCUUCCACAAAGGCAAACAAAAUGGAAAUAGAAAUGGAAAAGGU
Molecule: messenger RNA, 700 nt
Organism: Neomonachus schauinslandi (Hawaiian monk seal)
Lineage: Eukaryota; Metazoa; Chordata; Mammalia; Carnivora; Phocidae
Product: 40S ribosomal protein SA-like
Exons: 2
Coding region: 1-651 (216 amino acids)
Biological process (GO): cytoplasmic translation; ribosomal small subunit assembly
Cellular component (GO): 90S preribosome; cytosolic small ribosomal subunit
Molecular function (GO): structural constituent of ribosome
Source: RefSeq, a predicted model, not a curated record